GAACAGUUUGCCUUUGCGAAGACUCUCUCUCUCUCUUUCUCUCGCUUCUCUUAAAGGCGCAGGCGGAACUGUGAAAGUCUCGCUUUUUUCUUUUUGAUCGAACGAACGAAGAUCGCGAAUAUGUGAUACAAUCGGUCGACUAUUUUAAAAACGCCAUUUUGCGGACUUAUUCUUUUGCAACCCCCCCCUCCCCUCCCUUCUUAGGAUUUUUGUGCGCUUGCUUUCUGUUGCUCAGAGAAGCAGGGGUAGGUUGCAAUGGCUUCCAAGCUUCUGCGAGCCGUCGUCUUGGGUCCCCCGGGAUCCGGCAAAGGGACCGUGUGCGAGAGGAUCGCCAAGAGCUUUGGCCUCAAGCAUCUAUCCAGCGGGCAGUUUUUGCGGGAGAACAUCGAGGCGAACAGUGAUAUCGGUAUAAUGGCAAAGCAGCAUCUUGAGAAAGGUCUUUUGGUACCAGAUCAUGUAAUUACACGUGUAAUGAUGACAGAACUGGAAAAAAUGCAAACUCAGCCUUGGUUACUAGAUGGUUUUCCAAGGACAUUGGGUCAAGCUGAAGCACUUGACAGGAUAUGUGAACUGGAUCUAGUGAUAAGUUUGAAUAUCCCAUUUGAGUCUCUUAAAGACCGACUUAGUGCUCGUUGGAUUCACCCAGCAAGUGGCAGAGUAUAUAAUAUGGAAUUCAAUCCACCUCAAACCCAGGGUAUUGAUGACAUUACUGGUGAACCAUUAAUCCAACGGGAAGAUGAUAAACCCGAAGCUGUUGCUGCUAGACUAAGAAAAUACAAAGAUGCUGCAAAGCCUGUAAUGGAAUUGUACAAAAACAGAGGGAUUCUUCACUCAUUCUCUGGAACAGAGACCAACAAAAUCUGGCCUUACGUUUAUACUUUGGUGUCUAACAAGAUUCCUCCAAUCCAAGCAGAAGAAGCUAACUAAGCAUCUGUAAAAUGGGAAUAAGAAUUUUAUGUUGUUGAUUUUGGUCUUGUUUCUGACGUGCUGUAUCUGUGCUCUGCUCUUUUUUUUAAAGAGUAGCUAUUCUCUCUGAUUUUACUGGAGAAUAGUUGUGGAACUCCAUCUUCCGAUGAUCACUCUGUAUGGAAUUCUACUUCUUGGCCUAUAAAUACUUGUGCAUGGACUUCAAGUAAUUGUAAUUGAUACGCAGAGGCAGUUACACCUGAGCAGUUCUGUAGAAUCCAUUGUUCAGUCUCUCCAGCUACAUUUAGAUCUUCUCUGUAUUCCAUGUACAUUUUCAUGGAUCCUUAAAUCUAACACUCCAUUUAAAUGGAAACACACAGUAUUCUAGGUGUAUCUUCAAUGCGGUAUAAGCACUGUGGAAAAUACAUGCAUUAUGCAGGUCAAAUAAUGUAUGUUUUGAGUACUUAAAAAACUGAGAAGAAUCAUGGUGAAUUCAAUCUCUCAGUUUGUAAGAAAACCUUAGAUAAAUAUCUGUUAUAAAAUGCUGCUGUAUAAUAAAAUUAGACUUUUAAAUUUGA
Pantherophis guttatus is the source of this 1484-nucleotide messenger RNA. RefSeq names its product adenylate kinase 4 (gene AK4). The record is from RefSeq and is a predicted model, not a curated record. Gene Ontology annotation, molecular function: AMP kinase activity; ATP binding. Gene Ontology annotation, biological process: nucleobase-containing compound metabolic process. Lineage: Eukaryota; Metazoa; Chordata; Lepidosauria; Squamata; Colubridae. Gene Ontology annotation, cellular component: mitochondrion.